Parastagonospora nodorum SN15 is the source of this 1869-nucleotide messenger RNA. RefSeq lists its product as hypothetical. Bases 1 to 1869 code for a protein of 622 amino acids. The transcript is spliced from 2 exons. The record is from RefSeq and is a predicted model, not a curated record. Gene Ontology annotation, molecular function: zinc ion binding. NCBI's taxonomy places the organism in Eukaryota, Fungi, Ascomycota, Dothideomycetes, Pleosporales, Phaeosphaeriaceae.
AUGUCGUCGCCAUACUCUAAUCAGCAGCCGCUUCAUGGGUGGACAGGCCAAUAUUAUCAGCAGCCAUCAAUUCAGAAACAGGACGAUCGCAACUCGUAUGGUUAUUACGCGCCGAUUAUUCAACAACCACAUUAUACACCACAUUACGCACAACAACCAGCGCCAUACGUACAACCAUAUUAUGGGAAUGCUCCUACGGCACCAAUAAUAGCAGAAUUGCCGGCGCCAUUACCUCCAGCGCCUCCAACGACGACAUCCGAUGAGCAAUUAAAAGAAGAUCAGCUCCUUGCGAGCAAGAUACAGCAACUGGAAGUGGCAGAGAUUAGAAGUCGAUCAAACAGCGCUGUGAGCCAGCAUCAGCGACCUGUCAGUAUGGCUAUCCCACAGCAGCUAGAAGUGGCAGAGAUCAGAAGUCGAUCGAACAGCGCUACAUCCACAUUGUCGCUACGUCCAUACUCAACGAAUGUAUCAACUCAUGACAUCUCACAAGGCCCUGGAUCGUUUGGUGCAUUACCGCGAAAUCCACCUAGCUCAAGUUUAUUCCCGGAAGUUGUUCCAGAUCCUCGAAGAAACUCGUACGAUCCCUCGAAUGACUUGCCAAUACCAGUCGAAAUAGAACAACGACAUGUUAGCCAACCUCAGUCGAUAGCGCCAGACCCUACCUCUCUUCCCUUGUACCUAGAAACACAUCGCCAAGUACCAUACCCACCCACAUGGAGGCUCCCACCAGUCGUCGCAACUUUUUACGCGCAUGCCGGAAGCAAAACAGAACUCAAGGCCGACUGGCUAUCGCAGCAAGAGUCCUUUACUUGGCGGACUAUCAGGCCUACAGAACAUGCGUAUAACCCUGCAGCCCCAUCGUACACGUUCAGGUUCUCGUCGAAGGGAGGAAGUUUCCGUGACCCGAAGUUUUCGUGGAUCAUGACAUUACCAGGCCAGUCUCCUGAACCAAAAAAGAAGGGCUCGAAAAGCAAAGAGACAUCAUGGACGUAUGAGUUGCGUCUGGACUUGAGCGGCGGUAUGAGGAAGAAAGAGAGGCUGAAUCAUGGUUCACACAUUGCGAUCCUGACAACUUACGUUCAUGCACUAAAUUACGACUCUCUUCGCUUCAUCGGUCCGGAUGGGCGGGCAUAUAUGUGGGUCAGCGGCUCGCAAGUCAGUUCCGUAAAUGGAAUGCGCUACGACACCGUUCGGCAUGCGUUAUUCGCAGCCGUAGGUCAUAUCAAGGAUCCACUGUAUGGCGAAAUCGUUGCAGACCAUACUUUUUGGGACGGCCACGUCGACGAAGUUGAAGUUCACGCAGGCGCGAAGUGCGACGGGUGCCAAACAUCUCCAAUCAAUGGACUACGGUGGAAAUGCAAAGUCUGUCACCAGCACGACGUAUGCGAACCAUGUCGUCAAUCCAUAAUCGCAGGCGACUUCGGCACGCAAAUGCAACAAGCCUGCCAAUUCUCGCUCGUAUGCCUGCCCGACGAAGCACUAUACAUCCGCUCCCCUACCAUUGACCCCGCGCUCGUAGUCGCCACGUUACAAAUCCUGAAAGAUUGGGAGAAACAUACAUUCCGCGACGAGAAGCGGACAAACCCAAAGGGCUUCCAGUUCAGCGAGGAAAUAACGCGGAAACAAGAUCUGGGAAUCAUGAGCUAUUGGAGGGCGAGUGACUUUGAUAAGAAAGACAAGAAGAAUUCUGCGAAUGAGAAGAUGGGGACGGUGGUCAAGGCGAAGAGCAUCACGAUGGCAUCUGAGGGGACAGCGAGCGCGUUGAGUGGACUCGUAGAUGCUGGGUCUGCGCUCGCGGGACAUGGGACGAGUGGGAGUACACACCGUGGCUCAGUUGGUGGGGAUGGACGUGGUGUGGGUAGUACGUGA